AUGGAACAAAUCGGCAUUUCUAGAAGAGAACAAUCGCUUUCUCCAAGAAGUGCUGGCCAGCGUGAAAUCCGUGAUAGUCGUGAUAGUCGUGAUAGUCGUGGUUCUUAUGGUAGAAGCGGUUAUCGUGAUGAUAGAGGAUAUCGCGACUAUCGAGACUAUCCUUAUCCUUACGAAAGAAGAGGCCCUCCGAGGAGAACUAAACCAAUUGAUCGUGGCACUGAAAAAGAAAGGAGCGAUACAACGACACUUUAUGUUGGCAAUAUACCAUAUACAUUUCAUGAGAAUGAUGUGGCUGAUAUGUUUGAAAGAUAUGGUCGGUUGAGGAAAGUCACCGUUCAAAUUGAUAAUUAUACUGGAAGAAAUAAAGGAUUCGCCUUUGUAGAAUUUGAAGAUAGGAAAGAUGCAGAAGAUGCGUAUGAUAAAUAUUAUGGUUCCAAUAUUGAAGGUCGUAGAUUAAAGUUAGAUUGGGAUAUUGGGUUAUCUAGAAAAGAUCAACACCGUAAAGAAAAAACUGGUUUUUCAGAACGUCCAAAUUAUGAUUCAUAUGAUCGUGGAACUUCACCACCUGAAGUAAGGGAAUUAAGUCCAAAUUAUAGAUCUGGUGCUCAUUCAUCAAGUCCUUAUUCCCAUCAAUAUUAA
Molecule: messenger RNA, 639 nt
Organism: Entrophospora sp. SA101
Lineage: Eukaryota; Fungi; Glomeromycota; Glomeromycetes; Entrophosporales; Entrophosporaceae
Source: the annotation of a GenBank genome assembly